AAGCUAUAUAUGCUGAAAGAUUACUUUUGUGAUUUAUUUCUGAAGAAAACAACAGAUUUUAUUUGAAUAUUAUUUUUUUUUAGACAUUUAAUUGUUCCAGCGAACAAUCAAUUUGGAAAUAGAAGAACAUAACAAUAUAUCACAUAUUAUUCCAUUCUUAUUUUCUAAGCAAUUAAGUUCAACAAAGUUUUCAUUGCAAGACAAGGAACUCAUCUAUCAUUCAAUAAUAUAUAAAUGCUAA
Rotaria sordida is the source of this 241-nucleotide messenger RNA. NCBI's taxonomy places the organism in Eukaryota, Metazoa, Rotifera, Eurotatoria, Philodinida, Philodinidae. The record is from the annotation of a GenBank genome assembly.